AACAUGGCAAAAGCAGGUAAUGGGUCUCCCACUGCCGUUCCGCAGGACUUCUGUGAUGGGUCUCCUACUGAAGUAUUAUUGGACAGAGAUCCAAGCAAGCUUGAAGACACGUUGGCAGGAACCAAACCCAGUUCGGACAAUCAGCCUGAAACAUGUACUGGUAAUACACCAUUCAUGUGUGGGGAGUGUGGGCACAGGACAGCUCGGAAGUCUGACUUAUCACGACACGUAAGAACUCAUACUGGUGAUAAACCCUACAUGUGUGGGGAGUGUGGGCACAGGACAGCUCGGAAGUCUGACUUAUCACGACACGUAAGAACUCAUACAGGUGAAAAACCCUUCAAGUGUAACCAGUGUGACUAUUCUGCUGCAGCGAAGUUCAAUUUGGACAAACAUUUAUCCAAACAUACUGGUGAUAAGCCCUACAUGUGUGGGGAGUGUGGGAACAGGACAGCUGGGAAGGGUGACUUAUCCAAACAUAUGAGAAUCCACACAGGAGAAAAGCCCUACAAGUGUGACCAGUGUGACUAUUCUGCUGCACAGAAAUCUACUUUGGACCAACAUGUUGCCAAGCGCACUGGUGACAAACCCUACAUGUGUGGGGAGUGUGGGCUCAGGACAGUAGACAGGGGCCACCUUUCAAGACACAUGAAAACUCAUACCGGUGAGAAGCCCUACAAGUGUGACCAGUGUGACUAUUCUGCUGUGCUGAAAACUAACUUGGACAGACAUCUAACCACACACACAGGUGAAAAGCCCUACAUGUGUGAUAAGUGUGGGUACAGGGCAGCUCAAAGGUCUAGCUUAUCCCAACAUAUGAGAACUCAUAUGAGCGAAAAACCCUACAAGUGUGACCAGUGUGACUAUUCUGCUGCACAAAAAGCCACCUUGCACCAACAUAUGUCUAAACACACUGGUGAUAAGCCCUACAUGUGUGGGCAGUGUAGGUAUAGGACAGCUCUAAAGGGUGACUUAUCCAAACAUAUGAGAACUCAUGCAGGUGAGAAAGUACAUGUGUGAGCAGUGUGAGUACCCAGCUCUGGAAUCAGAUGUCGCCUCGCAUCUAGUUAAGCAUGCAGAUGAGAAACUCUAAAUGUGUACAUGUAUGUGGAACAAAGGGGGAAAUGAAUGCAAGAACGCUGAGUCCCACGCCAAUAUCUGGGAAUAACUCACAGUUUUAAGGUUCCUUGUUUGUAACCAAUCAUUUGUUAAGGCUCCUUUGCAACAUUCCCCUUUGGAAGGGCCUUAACCUAGGACAUAAGUGCUGGAAAAAAGUGAGAAGGCUUAUUUGUACUAAAGAGAAUCCCUAUAGAUAUGAUAACACUGUUCAGCUACUUACUCUUUAUCAAGUACAAAUGUAUUUUAUGUUUAUGUCAAAGAAAUCUACAACAGAGAGGAGCAUGCUUUGUUACAUGUACUGUAAGUGAAGAAUAUAACGAGAUGGUGUAACUCAAUAAGGAAGUCAUUUCUGUCAAAUCUGAUGCAGACUAUUCUGACGCCUAAUUUUGUAUCGACCUACUAGAAAUGAUAAAGCUGUAUUUGCACAUCUACUUAUUCCCUACCAAGUGUAGUUACUAAGUCUGCACCAAGUAUUUUAUGUAUAUUAUAUCCUAAAGUAAAGCUCGACUUUAGUUAAGAAGUGAACUAGCAUUACUGUCAUUUUUUUUCUUACUUAUUUACUAACCUGUACACUAUAUAUUUGUACACUACUGAUUACGCUGUUCCUGGAGUUUUAAACUUUGUAAACAAUUGUGAAUUAAGCUGGUGUUUAAUGUAAGAACACAGUUAAGUCAAUACAUGCUCAUUUCUGACAAGCGAAAAUAAAGAUAAUUGAUAAAGCAA
This is a messenger RNA of Branchiostoma floridae (Florida lancelet), 1842 nucleotides long. RefSeq names its product gastrula zinc finger protein XlCGF8.2DB-like. The transcript is spliced from 2 exons. The record is from RefSeq and is a predicted model, not a curated record. The coding region runs from base 4 to 1020 and encodes 338 amino acids. NCBI's taxonomy places the organism in Eukaryota, Metazoa, Chordata, Leptocardii, Amphioxiformes, Branchiostomatidae. Gene Ontology annotation, biological process: regulation of transcription by RNA polymerase II. Gene Ontology annotation, molecular function: DNA-binding transcription factor activity, RNA polymerase II-specific; RNA polymerase II transcription regulatory region sequence-specific DNA binding. Gene Ontology annotation, cellular component: nucleus.